GGCCCCGCCGCUGCCGGCGCCGGCCGCGGCGCCCCAGCCAUGACGCCGGAUCUCCUCAAUUUCAAGAAGGGAUGGAUGUCCAUCCUGGACGAGCCGGGAGAGUGGAAGAAACAUUGGUUUGUGCUGACCGACUCGAGCCUGAGGUAUUACCGGGACUCGAACGCGGAGGAGGCAGAUGACCUUGACGGAGAAAUUGACCUCCGCUUCUGCACGGACGUGACGGAGUUUGCGGUGCAGCGCAACUACGGCUUCCAGAUACACACGAAGGAUGCCGUCUUCACCCUGUCGGCGAUGACCUCGGGCAUCCGGCGCAACUGGAUCGAGGCCCUGAGGAAGAAUGUGCGCCCGGUCAGUGCUCCGGACGUCACCAAGCUCUCCGACUGCGAUAAGGAGAACUCCUUCCGUAACUGUGUCCCCCAGAAGGGCUCACUCCGGACGGAGGAGCAGCAGAGGCCGAGCUCGGGCUCCGAGGGGAACUCAAAGGGCAGUCACUGGAAGGCGGACGGGCAGCGCCAUGCUUUUGACUAUGUGGAGCUGUCUCCCUUGCCGCAGGACCCCGGGAAUCAGGGGUCCCUGCAGAGGACGAGAGGGAGCUUGAGGACCUCCGACCGGACUUCCAAGCAUGAGGAGCUGGAGCGGGAUCUGGCCGUCCGUUCGGAGGAGAGGCGGAAAUGGUUUGAGACCCCCGACGGGAGGGUCCCAAACAGCGAUGGCCCAGCAGCAGACUCUUCCCGCAAGGUGGGGGAGCAGGACCUCCCCGCUCCCCCGCUUUCAGAGGACCAGCGGAUUCGGCUGAAUGAGGAGAUAGAGAAGAAAUGGCUGGAGCUGGAACGCCUGCCCUUGAAGGACUCACGGCGGGUGCCCUUGACAGCACUGCUGAACCAGAGCAAGGGGGGCCACGGAGACACCAAUGAGGCACUGAAAAAGGAGGUCCAGUCACUGCGGGCACAGCUGGAGUCCUGCCGGGCCCGAAACGAGAGCCUUCGGGAUGCGGCGAAAUCCCAGGGAGACGGCCACGUGCCCCGGGGGUACAUCUCACAGGAGGCCUGCGAGCGCAGCCUGGCUGAGAUGGAGUCGUCCCACCAGCAAGUGAUGGAGGAGCUCCAGAGGCACCACCAGCGGGAGCUGGAGCGGCUGCGGCAGGAGAAGGAGCGGCUCCUGGCAGAGGAGGCGGCAGCGACAGCAGCAGCCAUCGAGGCACUGAAGAAAGCCCACCGGGAGGAGAUGAAUAAGGAGCUGGGCAGGACACGAAGCUUCCAGCAAUGCAGCUCCGUCUCAGAUGCCCUCCAGAAGCAGCACCAGUUGGACGUGGAUUCCCUGAAGCGGGAGCUGCAGGUGCUUUCUGAGCAGUAUUCCCAAAAGUGCCUGGAAAUCGGGGAGCUCACCCACAAGGCAGAGGAGCGGGAGCAGACGCUGCAGCGCUGUCAGCAGGAGGGGAAGGAGCUCCUCCGGAAAAACCAGGAGCUGCAGACCCGCCUCUCAGAUGAGAUCGGGAAGCUGCGAAGCUUUAUUUCAUCGCGGGGCUCUGGGGACCGCUCUCCGCACAACAACGAGCGAAGCUCCUGUGAGCUGGAGGUGCUGCUGCGGGUGAAGGAGAACGAGCUCCAGUACCUAAAGAAAGAGGUGCAGUGCCUCCGGGAGGAGCUGCAGAUGAUGCAAAAGGAUAAGAGAUUUGCCUCAGGGAAAUACCAAGAUGUCUAUGCAGAGCUGAAUCACAUUAAGGUGCGCUCGGAGCGAGAGAUCGAGCAGCUGAAGGAACACCUGCGCUUGGCCAUGGCGGCUCUGCAGGAGAAGGAGUCGCUGUGCAACAGCGUCGGCGAGUAACGGUCUGCUCUUCGUUUGUUUAUCUGUUCUUGUUUUGUAUUUGCUCCAUUCCUCACUUGCAGGGAGGGGGAGGUUGAAUCCCAUCCGUUAUCGCCUUGGCGAGGAAUCCCACACACCCCCUAACCUCUUCACUCCCCUCCCAAAGCUUUUUUGAUGAACCCCUUUUGGCUGUGUACCUGAGCACGUUGUUUGGACUGACUCCUUACAUGCACCUUCUUCAGGAUUUUAUAUGUGAAAAUUGUAUUUUAUAGAGGAAUUUUUUCUCCCCGGGAAGAAGGGGAAGAGGAGGGGGAAAACUUUUACUACAUCACCAGCAUUUUCUAACCUGGAAAAGAGAAUCUGAUUUUCCCCCCCUCCCCAGCCCCAUUGCUCCCGGCCACACAGCCACCUUCGGCACAUAUUCCCUCUCUUCCAAAUGUCUCCGCGGCCCCUCUUGGAUGUACGGCGAGGACCAUGCUUCCCCUCCCGUGCCACCCCCAGGGACCUGCAGAGAAGACAUGCAAGCCAUAGGAGGGAGCCGCCGGGGCAGUCUGCCAUGGACAUGCUUGCCUGGGACUUUUGAAAGAGGAGACCUUGGCAAGAGUCCGCAUGAUCAAGCUCUCUCCGUGACUGUCCUUUGGCUCCUUCAAGAACCCAAAUUGGCAGGAGCCCAGAGCCACGGGGCUUCUCCUUUCCGGGGAAGAGGAGCUGUGAGGCUGCUACUGUACCCGCUGGAGCCAACCCCCCGCCAAGGUGGCAGCUGCUGCUGCUGCUCUGCUGCGCCCUUCAACUUUUAACUUAAUAAAGUCUUCCCCUUUC
Messenger RNA from Gymnogyps californianus (California condor), 2622 nucleotides. RefSeq names its product TRIO and F-actin binding protein (gene TRIOBP). Gene Ontology annotation, biological process: positive regulation of substrate adhesion-dependent cell spreading; actin filament organization. Gene Ontology annotation, molecular function: actin filament binding. The record is from RefSeq and is a predicted model, not a curated record. Gene Ontology annotation, cellular component: actin cytoskeleton. Lineage: Eukaryota; Metazoa; Chordata; Aves; Accipitriformes; Cathartidae. The transcript has 14 exons. The coding region runs from base 40 to 1824 and encodes 594 amino acids.